AGCGCAGAGCCUGCCAGCAGGGGCAUGCCAGGAGUAUGUCCUGUGUGCCACUGUGGACUCCAAAAGACACAGAAACCCUUUUAAGCAAACUGAGGAUCUACCACCAGCUGCCUUGUCGCCAGGAUUCCCAAUCCCUCCGACCAUCAGCUGCACCAACUGCUACCCUCCCGGAGGCCUGCAGCCUGGCCUUUCUCCCCCGCCUCGGUGCCUCAGCAGCAGUUGCUGGCCAAAAAUAAACCCCCAUUCCUCAACCAUAUAUGUCCACUGGGCCGGAGCGGGGGAGGAGCUGCAGCCGCGGGCGGGCAGCUGGAUCGCAGCCCCCACGCACUGUCCUGGGCCACACUUUGCCAUGCACAUCACCCAGCUCAACCGCGAGUGCCUACUGCACCUCUUCUCCUUCCUGGACAAGGACAGCAGGAAGAGCCUGGCCAGCACCUGCUCAUGCCUGUGGGCUGUGUUCGAGGAGCCUGCCCUCUGGCCGUUGCUGCACUUUAGCUCGCUCAACGAGCUGCGCAAGGACAACUUCCGGCUGGGCCCUGCGCUGCGCAGCCUCUCCAUCUGCUGGCACUCCAGCCGCGCACAGGUGUGUGGCACUGAGGACUGGCGCCGCAGCACCUUCCACAGGACCCUCUGCAGCCGCCACGAGAGUCUGGUCAACGACUUUCUCCUUAAGGUGUGCGACAGGUGCCCCAACCUGGCGUCCGUCACGCUGUCGGGCUGCGGCCAUGUCACCGACGACUGCCUGGCCUGCCUGCUGCGCUGCUGCCCGCGCCUGCGCGCGCUGCGCCUCGAGAACUGUGCGCGCGUCACCAACCGCACGCUGGCGGCCGUGGCGGCGCACGGGCGCGCGCUGCAGACGCUGCACGUGGACUUCUGCCGCAACGUGAGCGCGGCCGGCCUGCACCGCCUGCGCGCCGCCUGCCCGCACCUGGCCCUGCGCGCCGAGCACAGCGCAGCCAUGAUCCCCGACCAGCCCCCGCGCCCCGCGGCCCCCCGCAAACUGCUGCCGCGCUGAGCC
This is a messenger RNA of Ochotona curzoniae (black-lipped pika), 1018 nucleotides long. It is a transcript of the gene FBXL22, whose product is annotated as F-box and leucine rich repeat protein 22. Gene Ontology annotation, cellular component: SCF ubiquitin ligase complex. Lineage: Eukaryota; Metazoa; Chordata; Mammalia; Lagomorpha; Ochotonidae. The transcript has 2 exons. Gene Ontology annotation, biological process: SCF-dependent proteasomal ubiquitin-dependent protein catabolic process. Gene Ontology annotation, molecular function: protein binding. The coding region runs from base 350 to 1015 and encodes 221 amino acids. The record is from RefSeq and is a predicted model, not a curated record.